Messenger RNA from Alnus glutinosa, 588 nucleotides. Its product is annotated as early nodulin-like protein 6. Lineage: Eukaryota; Viridiplantae; Streptophyta; Magnoliopsida; Fagales; Betulaceae. Bases 1 to 588 code for a protein of 195 amino acids. The transcript has 2 exons. Gene Ontology annotation, cellular component: plasma membrane. The record is from RefSeq and is a predicted model, not a curated record. Gene Ontology annotation, molecular function: electron transfer activity.
AUGGCUUCCUUUUCAGUAACUGAACUCUUCAACCAUGUCAUGUUUUCGACAUUUUUUAUCACUUUUGUUGCUGUGUCUGUGUCUCCGUUUCAGUUCCAAGUCGGCGGCGAGAGAGGUUGGAUCAAUCCCGCCGGAAAUGAGACGGCAGAGGAUUACAACAAGUGGGCUGAAAAAAAUAGGUUCCAUGUUGGAGAUGUUCUUCGUUUCAAGUACGAGAAUGACUCAGUUCUGGUAGUGAACCACACAGAUUACAAAGAGUGUAUUGUGUCCAAUCCAAUCACUAAAUUUGAAGAUGGAAAUACAAUUCUACGUAUUGACCGAUACGGGUUUUUCUACUUCGUGAGUGGGCAGCCCGGUCACUGCAACGCCGGUCAAAAGCUGAUUAUCCGUGUGAUGGUGCAGUCGGCGGAAGUUCAUACCCCGAGGGCUGCACCUUCACCUAAAGAAAAUGGCGAUUCGGGAGGUGAUGGUUGGGAUUCUUUCAACUGGGGUCCACCUUCACUGAAUUCUACCAUCAAGUUGGCUGUUGCUUCAUACUUUUUAACUAUUUUGGGGGGUGUGCUGGUUAUUUUCUAUGUUUUCAUGUAG